AAAAGCCAGCAAAGGACGAGAACAUAAUCACAGUUAAAUAAUAUCAGAGCAGGAGAGUGCAAGAUUUGCUCUGAUACUUUAAGGAUUUCAAAAACUUGCGAGGCAGACUGGUGUGGAACGAAAUUUGUCCUUGCAAGCCAGAAGGAUGAAGCAUUGGAUCGGUCUAAUUUACCUGGUCUUAACGUUAAUAAUCAGUCAUGUGCUCGGGUCAAAUGAUAAGCAAAAUGAAGCAACAGACGAUCUAAGGCUCAGCCGUUCAGAACGUGAUAUAGGCUCUGAUGAAUCCAUGCCUGACGAAUACUAUGCUGAUGACGCAGAUGAACAAAGCUUUGACAAACGCUGGAGCCACACAGGGCGCUUUGAUCCAUUCGAUUCACUUGCUAGUGGAAUUGUUUCAAAGCGGUAUUAUAACGGCAGAACGUUUGAUUCUCUCGCAAGCGGUUUGGUUGGAAAGAGAUUUGGUGACGGUCGGAAUUUUGACAUGCUGGCAAGUGGAUUGGUGAGCAAGAGAUAUGGCGACGGGCGGAAUUUCGAUAUGAUGGCAAGCGGGCUGGUAGGAAAGAGAUUCGGCGACGGACGAAAUUUUGAUUCGUUGGCCAGCGGGCUGGUCGGGAAAAGAUUCGGCGACGGACGAAAUUUCGAUAUGCUUGCAAGCGGACUGGUUAACAAGAGAUUUGGCGACGGACGGAAUUUUGAUUCGUUGGCCAGCGGGCUGGUCGGGAAAAGAUUCGGCGACGGACGAAAUUUCGAUAUGCUGGCAAGCGGCCUGGUUAACAAGAGAUUCGGCGACGGUCGGAAUUUCGAUACGUUGGCCAGCGGGUUGGUCGGAAAAAGGUUCGGCGACGGACGAAAUUUCGAUAUGCUGGCAAGCGGGCUGGUUAACAAGAGGUUCGGUGACGGACAGAAUUUUGACAUGCUCGCCAGUGGAUUAGUCGGUAAACGUGAUGAUGGAAGGUAUUUUGACUCUCUUGCAAAUGGAAUUGUAGGUAAACGGCAAUACGUUGGUUAUUUUGACCCUGUUGGCAGCAGUCUUCUUGGAAAACGGCGUCCCUUUGACUCUCUUGCAAGUAGCCUUAUUAAGCGGUAUGAUGAUGCACUAGGUAGUAACCUACUUGGUAAAAAGUGGGACGGGAAUAGAUACGGCAACUUUGACAGUCUUGCAUCAGGAUUAAUUAGUAAACGGGAGGAUGAAACUGACGAUAGCCCAGAAAAAGAAUCAGACAUUCAACUCUUUCAGAAGCGAGGAUACAUUCACCCAUUUUGGAGAUCUCGUUACUUUAAACGGCGUCCUUUUGACUCUCUGGCUAGUACACUAAUUCGCAGAUGAGGGCGCAAUACCUACGUGUGUAAACACUAAGUGCUUUGUACAUGCAAAUAAAGUAUGUUUUCUGAUAUGUUUUAUGAAAUAUUUAAAGUAGCAUUCUCCAAAUUCAUUUAAAGAGAUGGUCAUGUACAUUUUAAACGAUAUUUAUUCUUUAAAAUUAUUUAAAUUCAUCACGUUAUGACUAAAACGAAAGUGAACGUUUUUUUGUGUAAUGUGAUUAUAUUACAAAGGCAGAUUGGG
Molecule: messenger RNA, 1564 nt
Organism: Mya arenaria
Lineage: Eukaryota; Metazoa; Mollusca; Bivalvia; Myida; Myidae
Exons: 3
Coding region: 146-1327 (393 amino acids)
Source: RefSeq, a predicted model, not a curated record